GGUAAAUCCUCGGUUGAUAACAAGCGUCAAAUCAGGUUGAUUGGAUUUGGUAUUUGGCACCCAGCCAAGGCAAAAGCUACAAAAUAUCGUCGAUAUUUCUGUUAUGCGCUAUCUUGGACAUCCACGACGCUGUAGCGAUACCGCAUCUUCACGCGCCUCACAUCCCUCCAAUCGACAUGUGGCGGAUACAUAGUGGUCUAUUAUAACCUUCCGACGACCCCCGCUAUCCGCCAUGCCGCCGCACCUACACCCGCGAUCGCGGAUGACAUCUUCGCUCUUCGCCACGACUGUAGCAGCAAGCUUCUUUGUCGUAGCUCUCCCACACAUCCUCCCAUGUCCGGUGCCUCGCGUAAAAUAUGCCGAUUCAGAAAUAGCCGCAGACGGUACCAGGCGACGCCGACGGAGGAAACCUACCGAGCCAACCGAAGUGAAAAGCGGUAUCGUCCAAUUCGAGAGUUCUAAUGAGGAUUUUGAGAAAAUUGCUGCUGUGAGGCGCGGCGCUGCUAUGGGGGCAAGGAAGGAAAGAGAAUGCCCUGUCCCGAAACCGGGAGGUGUCAUUGGCGACAUAAUGGGAUUUAACAAGUCGAAAAUAGAAGAGGGUAAAACGGGGGCGAGUGAUAAUACGUAGGGCAGCAUUGGAUUGGAAAGUCACCCCCAAAGACUUUCUCCCUGUAAAUUGUAUAUAUCAUAAAACGGCACAAUGGGUGUCUACGGCAUCAGAAUCGUCACUCCACAAAUAUCUCGCCAUGAAUAUAUUAAGUAAUUACUUUGCAC
Messenger RNA from Annulohypoxylon maeteangense, 774 nucleotides. RefSeq lists its product as uncharacterized. Lineage: Eukaryota; Fungi; Ascomycota; Sordariomycetes; Xylariales; Hypoxylaceae. Gene Ontology annotation, cellular component: mitochondrial matrix. The transcript is spliced from 2 exons. Gene Ontology annotation, biological process: mitochondrial respiratory chain complex IV assembly. The record is from RefSeq and is a predicted model, not a curated record. Bases 233 to 628 code for a protein of 131 amino acids.